GGAGCGAACAGUUCGGCAGCGCGACCCGACGUGGGCACUUCGCUGUCCGGCCUUUCUUCAUUAAAAUAUUAUCCGUACCCCGACGUAUUCGUGGCCCGUGGAUGAGAGUACCGCGCACCCUUAUUAAACCAAUAUCGCGGUUAAACUAGCUCGUCAGAAGCAAUAAUCCGCGAACGUGGCAACGAAUCAAGAAGAAAGUGCCAGGUAUUUUACCAGUGACCCGAAUUUUUCUAGUGAGUGUGUGACUUUUGACCUCUUGUGAUAUAUAUAUACACAUAUAUAUAUCCAUUGGUCAAGAAGAAUUCGCGGUGUGACUUCCUAUAUAUAUAUAUACAUAUUCGUUUUAACUCGGAGCACCAAGUGCGCGAGUUCCUUUAUCUGACGCUGUGAAAUUAAUUUAUAUAUUGGAUGAUCUCUUUCUCUCUAUAUGAUAUCACGGAUUUCAUCGUGAUUUAUAAUUAAGUGCCAGGACGUGUUCGAAGGUGUACAUACAAGAACACCGUCUGUUAGCGGUUUCACAGUGCCAAUAUAAAGCAAGGGGUCAUGCCCAUCUAUAAAUAUUUGCUUCCUUACCACCUUAUCUAAGGUCGAGGUCAGUGCGAAAACCCUGGGUAAUCAAACCCAAGAGUAGACGUGCAGUACAGUGUUUCAAAAAAUACAGUGCAUUCCUGCAACCAGGAAAAGUGGACGCUCCGGGAUAUGAACCCAGGUACGACCUGGGGUUGCGUCGGGGUAGCUAAUAAAGUGUCUACCGGGGGCGCGGAAGAAGGUACGACGGAGAGGCAGGUUGUGAGUGGGUCGACGUGCGCGACAGUAGAGAGAAGAAAGCCAGGAAGUCGAGAGUGCGAAGGCGCAGGCGCCGUGGGUGAUGUGAGGCUGGCGCCCGCCUCACGUUUGGGGUGAUGCCCUCCAGUGAGCCCCAUCCCUCCCAGUACCACCUUCAGCAUCACAACAUUCCUCCCUCACACCUUCAGCAACAUUCGUCGAACGCGAUCGGGCAACAUCAGCUAUACCAGCAGCUGGUGGUGGCCCAUCAUCAGCAACAGCAACAUCAUCAGCAGCAACACGGCGGGCCUUUUCAAAAUUCCACGUACGCGCAGCAAAAACAAGAGAUGAGCCCGGAGGAGGAGGGUGGUCGAGGGGGCGGGUCCCCCCCGACUGCCGGGGCCGCUCUUCAUCCACCUCAUCAUCCCCGCACGGCGAGCCCACCCUCCGGCACCGAACCUUGCACGAGAGAUGCUAUUCCAACACCCACCCCGAUCGUGGACACGACGACCACAACUACAACCGCGAUCCCCAUUCAAUCGCAGGGUCAACAGCAAACGCAACAAGGUUCAAGUCCAAGUCAGAGUCCAACCGGUGGUGAUGUGGAAAAAUUCGACGGUAAAAUCGUCUACAAUCCCGAUGGUUCGGCGUACAUCAUUGAGGGCGAGAGUGAGCUCAGUGAAGAUGAUUCAUUACCGGACGGCUGUAUCGUUGACGGUCGAGGAGUUUCCGUACCCCAUUCAUUGGUAUUUCCUCAAAUCGCCAGCGCAUACUACGUUUCCAGGCUCUAUGCUCAUCAAGCCUAUCAGCAGCAGCAACAACAGCAGCAACGCACCUCGGCGACGCAACACAAUCCCGAUCUCCCGGUAAUGCACAGUUAUCGAGUCAUCAGCUACAGAAGCGCCGAGGGCAGUAAACAACCGCCACCACAGCCCGUUGCACCACCAUCGCCCGCUGCCACUGUCCCCGUCAAACCCAUUCUCAUGUGUUUUAUUUGCAAAUUGAGCUUCGGUUACGCAAAGAGUUUUGUCGCUCACGCUCAAGGUGAACAUCAAUUGACACUCAUGGAGGACGAGAGACAAAUUUUGUCACACUCGACAGCCUCUGCCAUUCUCCAGGCUGUGGGCCGAAGUAAACAGCCUCUGGUCAGCUUCCUCGAACCAGUUACAAGUUCCACUUGUUCAACAACGUCGCCCGGACAAACACAAGGUCAACAACAGCAGCGAAGCGAGGGGAGCGAAAUCGAAAUACCCACUACCACGAGCACUCCAGCAAGUACACCUGGAGUGCCAAGUAGUCCGUUGCAGCAGCAACACAGGCCAUCGCCAAGCACUCCCACAACACCCACAUCUCACACGAAUCAUCCCCUCUCAUACAAUCAUCAUCAAUGGCCCGCUGCUCAAGUCAGUGCAGCAUCAUGGGCCAAGGCACCCGACGCCGCGAUGCAUUAUACCUCACCACCACCAUCGGCCUCCACAAAAAGUUCUCCAUCCUCCUACGCUGCAUUAACGCAACAACCACCAAAUUUUCUCACCGGCACGACAAUUGGCGUUUGUCCCGAACACAUGCAAGGCAGACCCAGCGGCGUCGAAUGUCCCAAAUGUGAACUCAUUCUGGCCAGCAGUCGAUUAGCUGGUCCAGGCGGUCCACUCGCCGGCAUUCACAGUCGGAACUCCUGUAAAACCCUCAAGUGCCCAAAAUGCAACUGGCACUACAAAUAUCAGGAGACACUUGAAAUUCACAUGAAGGAAAAACAUCCCGAAAGUGAAACGUCCUGCAUCUAUUGCAUCGCCGGACAACCACACCCAAGGUUAGCGCGAGGCGAAACCUAUACCUGUGGCUACAAGCCCUACAGGUGCGAAGUGUGCAAUUACUCGACGACAACUAAGGGAAAUCUUAGUAUACAUAUGCAAAGUGACAAGCACUUGAACAACAUGCAGGAGAUCCAACAGGGUGGCGGUGGUGCAAGUUCCGCCUCUACAAAUCCCUCAUCAUCUCAGGAUGCACCCCUACCAACACGUAGUCCCCAUCAUCAACAGAAUCACAGUCCACACCUUGGCUGUCAAACAGCAACACAAGGAAAGCCCAAACCAACGUUUCGCUGUGAUGUUUGCAAUUACGAAACGAGCGUUGCCAGAAAUCUCAGGAUACACAUGACCAGUGAAAAACACACGCACAACAUGCUCGUACUGCAGCAGAACGUGAAACAAAUGCACGCACUCUCAGCCCUACAGAGUCAUCAUCAGCAGGCGCAACAACAUCAUCAUCAACAAGCUCAACAGCAACAUCAACAACAACUCGAGCAAUUGAUACACCUCGGCGGUCUCGACAAACCCCAACACGCUGAAGCCGCUCUCGCCGACAUGGCCUACAAUCAAGCCCUUCUUAUUCAAAUGAUGACCGGCGGACAACUACCUCCCCAAUUGCCACCCGAAUUAAUGGGCGGCAUGGCCAAUAUGAACGUCAUCGGCAAUCUCGGCGGUGAUGUUGGACUAUCACCCGACAGUAUGGAACCACCACCAGAACCCGCGGAUCCCGAUCCAACACAUCUCUAUCACUGUUGUGUUUGCAAUAAUUUCGCCACCGAUUCACUUGAAGCCCUCGGUCAACAUUUAGCAGCCGAUAGAACGAGAACGCGCGAAGGUGAAAUUCUCGCACUCGUUGCCGGUCAUUUUGUCUGUAAACUCUGUUCCUAUAAAACAAAUCUCAAGGCAAAUUUUCAAUUGCACUGCAAGACUGAUAAACAUUUGCAGAGGUUGCAACAUGUCAAUCAUGUGAAAGAGGGUGGACCGCGAAACGAAUGGAAAUUAAAGUAUCUCGCGUCGCCAACAAGUGCGGCACAAUUACGUUGCCAUGCUUGCGAUUAUUAUACGAAUAGUGCUCAUAAACUUGCGUUACAUGCGGCAUCGCCACGACACGAGGCUGCCGCACUUCUUCUUCGUCAUUUACUCGAGGCUAGUUCUAAUGUACCGUCCGCGGCAAAGCUUUAUCAUUGUGCACUGUGUAUGUUCAGUGCACGACAUCGUUUGCCAUUAUUACAACAUGUGAGGUCACUUAGACAUCUUCAAAUGGAACAAAUGCAUCAAAUUCAUCGUCGUAACAGUAUUCAAGGCAAUGAAACGCCUCACACCGAUAUUGGUGAUGUUUUUCAAGUUGUACCGGAUCCAGAUGUACCCACAACACAACAAUCAAGCCCAACAACACCUACCACUCCAAAUGCCGCAAACACAAGCAAUGAGCGGCGAGAGGAAGGCAGUGAGAGUGGGAGUGAGGUGAAACAGGAACCAGACAACGAACCAGAACAAGAUCAAGAACCGGAAGCCGAAACGGACGAAAUUAAUUGUCCCUAUUGCACUUAUCAACCAACGUCCCGCGAAGAAUUAAGACAACAUAUGCAACUUGCUCAUGUUCAAGACACAGAGGACAAGGCAGAGAGUGUCAAGGAGGAACCAACUCCCGAUUUGCUUUGUCCACUUUGUCAAGAUGGUUUCAAAGAAAGAACAGCUCUUGAAAAGCACGUAAUGCAAAUUCAUUCAGUGAACGCUGACGGUCUUCAGAGGCUUUUACUAUUAGUCGAUCAGAGUCAUUGGUUGAAUAAUAAUCCAAGGAACACGUCAACGCCAGCAGCGGCGCCACCUUCACCUGGCAGUAUGACGAAACAACAGCCAGAGGAAGAUCUCAAUGAACAAACAGUCAGCGAGGAAGUUGAUGAAACAACCAGGUGUACAAUUUGCGGUAGAAUUUGUCGAUCGCUGGAGGAACUUCAGCAACAUCAUCGUGAAACACAUCCAGCGACAACGCCAACUUUAGCCGUGAGUGAAAAACACGUUUACAAAUACAGAUGUGGACAGUGCAGUCUCGCCUACAAGACACUUGAGAAGCUUCAACAACACUCGCAAUAUCAUGCAAUUCGAGAUGCAACAAAAUGUGCAAUCUGUGGACGUUGUUUUCGAUCCGUCCAGGCCCUGCAACGACAUCUUGAAUCAGCACACUCCGAUCUACAGGAAGACGAAUUGGCUCAGUAUAAGCAGAGUUUGCUACAUGCUCAUCCAUUGUUGCAGGCUCUAACUGAAGAAGCACUCAGACGACAGAGUGGAAUGAUCGCCGAGCAAAACACUGAAGACGAGAGUCGAUGCGAUGAAGAGGAAAGUGACGCCAGUGAUUCAUCACCAUUGCACAAAGAACAGAGGCUUUUGGAGGAUUAUUUAAACAGUCAACCAGUCGCUGAAGAUUCAUAUCACGAUCCUGGACGAAAAUUCAAGUGCCAUCGUUGCAAAGUAGCUUUCACGAGGCAAAGCUACCUCACUGGACACAACAAAACACUAUUACAUCGUAAAGGUGAAAAGAUGUCGUACCCAAUGGAAAAGUAUUUGGAUCCCAAUAGACCUUACAAAUGUGAUGUAUGCAAAGAAAGUUUCACGCAAAAGAACAUUCUCCUUGUCCAUUACAACAGUGUCAGUCAUUUGCAUAAAUUAAAGCGAGCAAUGCAAGAGCAGGGCAACAAUAACACCCUUAUUUCAGUGGUACCACCAGCCAGUCCCACUGAAUCCGCCGAAACACAACAAGAUCAAGAUAAGAAACCUUACAAGUGUAACAUCUGCAAAGUGGCAUACUCGCAGGGCAGCACUUUGGACAUUCACAUGAGGAGUGUUCUUCAUCAAACACGCGCUGGCAAACUUCAAGAUCUCGCAGCAAGUGGUCAAGUCGAUCUCGGAAGACCUUUGAUUGAACAACCACCACCUACAAGUCCAAACAGUCCACCGUGUAACACAAACACUGGCAGUGGUAAUAAUAUGCUCUCCUGUUCACGUUGCAGUGCUUUGUUCGUUAAUCAAGAACAAUUGGCAACUCAUCAACAGCUCUACUGCAUCUUCAGCAAUCCACUUGCUCUUUUUCAACAACUCGCCGCCUCCCAACAAAUGGCCACGAAUCCCUCGAAAACACCUCCACCAACAUCAUCAGCACCUCAACUUAUCCAGCAACAAGCAACAUCCCAACAGGCUUCUCAAACUCAAGACAUUCUCUCCCAACCCCGACACAAAACGUCACAAAUGUACAAACAUCUAUUAGAGAGUUUUGGAUUUGAUCUCGUGAUGCAAUUCAACGAAAAUCAUCAAAGACGUCAACGUAAGGAGGAGGAAGCUGCCGCUGCUCUACAAGCUCAACAGGAACAACAAAAAAAGGAGCAACAACAGCAAGCUCUAGCAGCACAAGCUGCACAAGAGAAGGAGGAAGAAAUUGACGAGCAUGGUGAUGACGAUGUGAUACCAGAACUUACUCGGAGUACAUGCCAGCACUGCAACAAGGAAUUCAGCAGCGUAUGGGUCUUGAAGGCACACUGUGAAGAAGUUCAUCGGGAUCUUGUUCCACGUGAGUUUCUUGAGAAAUACGCACAGCAAUUUAAAUGUGAAUAUGAGAAAAAGAGCGUGGUAGUUACAGCCGCUACUUCAUCAUCAACAACAACAACAGCACCGAGAAGUACAACACCCGCUGCCAAUCAACCCCAAGAUCUAACAUCCGACAAGGAGCAACGGAACAAGGACAAAGUGGAAUCACCAGACAGUAAAGAGAAUAUUAGCCGAACUCCUGAAGCAACAUCAACAACACCAGCAACAACACCGGCCCUGAGCAAUACUCCCGUUUCAAGUACCGAUUCUGGGACGCCAACUGCUUCGGCGACAAAUCCACAUCACAUGCAACAACAACAACAUCAGCAGCAACAACAGCAACACGCUCAAUUAACUCUUGCUCAACAAAUGACCGAAAUGCAAGCUGCUUUAAAUGCAAUGGCCGCAUCACAGUUGCAACAACAUCUUCAACAAUAUCCCGGUUUGAUGAUGGGAAUGAUGGGACUUCCAUUGGGACUCAAUGUUCCUGCUUUAGCAGCAAUGAACCUUCAGCCACCAUUGGUACCCAUGAUGCUACCACCUCCACCAUACGAUGGCGCUGCCAACGCUUAUCCUCCAAUCAAUGCUCAAGCCGAUCUUCUAGCCAAACAACAUCUUGCCCUCCAACAACAGCAAGCUGCCGUGGCAAAUGCCGCCGCUUCACAAAAACGCGCUCGCACACGCAUCACUGAUGAUCAACUAAAGAUAUUGAGAGCACAUUUUGAUAUCAAUAAUUCGCCUGGCGAAGAGCAAAUAUUAGACAUGGCUGCACAAAGUGGAUUGCCGCCAAAAGUGAUUAAACACUGGUUUCGAAAUACACUAUUCAAAGAACGUCAACGCAACAAAGAUAGUCCGUACAAUUUUAACAAUCCACCAAGUACAACACUCAAUCUUGAAGAAUAUGAAAAAACAGGCGAGGCAAAAGUCACUCCUUUAAACUCCAGUGUGUCCGGAAGCAGUUCUGAUGAUAAGAGCCCAAAUAAACAGACGUCACCACCACCAUCAUCGAUACCGACCAUCAGUACACCACAAUUACCUGAGAUCAAACAAGAAUUACCCGAUCCAAUUCAAUUUCUCCAACAACAUCAACCUGAGGAACAUCAACAACAUCAUUCACCAGGUAGUUCAGGUGGUCAACAAUCGCGUCCACAUUCACCAGCUCUCAGCAUGAGUUCAGUUUUUUCCGGACUACAUCAUGAUAUAUCAACACACUGUCCAUCAGUCACAAGUGCACCAAGCACACCAAUGCUACCACCAAAAGUGACACCUCAAAAUUUCGCCACUCAAAGCCCUGGCCAAGUGGUGAACAUUGUUCCAAGUUCAAUAGCCGCCAUGGCCUUGACACCCCAACGAUCCAUAAGUCCUGGCCGAGGACCAGCCGAUUAUUCCUUUGGUGGCAACAGCAAUGGGAGUAAUUCAUCAGGCGGUAGCUCGGGUAAACGUGCAAAUCGAACGCGCUUCACCGAUUAUCAAAUAAAAGUUCUUCAGGAAUUUUUUGAAAACAAUGCAUAUCCAAAGGACGAUGAUUUAGAGUAUCUCAGCAAACUUUUGGGACUUAGUCCGCGUGUGAUUGUCGUGUGGUUUCAAAAUGCAAGACAAAAAGCGCGUAAAGUGUAUGAGAAUCAACCGGCCGCUGAACCAGUGACACCGGGCGGUCGCGAAGGUGACGACGGUUCAGGACGUUUUCAAAGAACCCCUGGACUUAACUAUCAGUGCAAAAAAUGUCUAUUAGUGUUCCAACGAUACUACGAGCUCAUACGUCAUCAAAAGACCCAUUGCUUCAAGGAGGAGGACGCUAAGAGAAGUGCUCAAGCUCAAGCUGCCGCCGCUCAAGUUGCCGCUGUUCUCAGUUCUGAAGACAGUAACAGUAGUACCGCAACAACAACAAAUACCGGUACAAAUAAUCCAUCAACAACUCCAGCUCUUACCGAGCAAUUGCAACAGCCAAUGAAAAUAUCUACUCCACCACAUCAGCAACAACAGCCGCAACAGCAGCAAAGUCCUUCCCCACAGCAACAACAAUCUCAAUCACAAAAUGAAUCCAAGGAGGGUAGCUUCCAAUGUGACAAGUGCAAUCUAAUGUUUGGUAGAUUUGAAUUGUGGCGUGAACAUCAACUUGUACAUAUCAUGAAUCCGUCACUAUUCCCACCAGCCUAUCCACCUGAUUCACCAUUUGGUAUAUUGCAACAGCAGGCUUUAAACGCAACCACUGGCGUAUCAUCAGAGGCUCCUCAUCCACUAAUCGCCAUGAUGCAAGAUCGUAAGAGAAAAUUUGAUGACUUUGACGAUCUGACUGGUGAAAUUCGACCCAGUACCGAGCACAAUGAACAGCCCAAGGACAAAAGACUAAGAACGACCAUUCUACCCGAACAACUCGACUAUCUUUACCAAAAGUACCAAGUGGAAUCGAAUCCAUCGCGAAAAAUGUUGGAAACAAUUGCUCGUGAAGUGGGACUAAAGAAAAGAGUGGUGCAAGUGUGGUUUCAAAAUACUCGCGCACGCGAACGUAAAGGACAAUUUCGUGCUCACAGUCAAGUGAUCAACAAACGUUGUCCCUUCUGUCCAGCUUUGUUCAAAGUAAAAUCAGCCCUCGAAUCACAUCUGAGUAGCAAACACGCUGAUCAAGUGGCGCGUGGUGAAGUAAACAUUGACAACAUCCCAGACGAAGAACUCUCAAUGGAAUCCGCACCAUCGAAUCCAUCAACACCCAAUAUGAUGCCACCUCUCUUUCCACCAUUCAAUUCCGAAAUGGAAGCAUCACUGAAGAAAUAUUACGAGGAGUCAAUGAAGCGAUACAUCAGCGAACUUCAGGCACACACCAGCAAUGGUAAACAAGAAUCGGGAAGCAAUCAAACAACCGGCAAUUCCGGUGAAUCACCAUUAGACUUGAGCAAACCAGUUGAUCUCAGUCGUCCAGUGAAAUUAAGUCUUGGUGGAUUGAGCAGUUUACUUGAGGAGCAACAUGCAUUAAAUUUACGUGGUGGCAGUGAUUGUGGUCCAUUGACGGAUCUCUCGGAGCGUAGUAUUUGCGAUGACGACAGCUUGAGUGAGACCACUGAAUUUUUGGACGAUGAAAGUGGACCCGCAAGUCCAGCGUCAAGUACACAGAGUUCACGUCAGGGUGGACAGAGUGGCGGCGGUAAUAUGAGUGGCAGUCUACCAGUUAGCGGGAGCGGAGGCGGACAAUCAGGUGGCAAGAGGUAUCGGACACAGAUGUCAGCGACCCAGGUGAAGGUGAUGAAAUCCCUAUUCUCCGACUACAAGACACCGACGAUGGCCGAGUGCGAGAUGCUUGGACGAGAGAUCGGACUCCCAAAGCGUGUGGUCCAGGUAUGGUUCCAGAAUGCACGUGCCAAGGAGAAGAAGGCCAGGCUUGCGGCUGGAUUACCGGCCGAAGGCUCGGCAGUUCAACCACAUCGGGGACCAACGGGGCCUGACGAGUGUCGACUAUGUUCCGUUCGUUAUUCGCCCAAAUCACCACUUCAGGAGCAUGUCUUCUCACGGCGACAUAUUGAGGCUGUUCGUGUCGCUGUUGAAGACGGCAGUCUGGUACCACCAACACCGGGGGCACCAAUUCUCCCCGGUGGUGUUACCACUGUUCCCACUGCCGCCAAUCAAUCGAGCAAUCAACAGCAACAACAGCAGGACGAAAAUAUGAUGUAUGGAUCCCUCUUUCUUCAUCCCACGGCCAUGUUCCAGCAGCAGCAGCACACCAGUAGCGCUGCGGCCAGCACAACAACCACCACGGCCGUAGCGGCUUCAAGUUUGAGCGGAAACGUCACCAGUGGAGGUCUAAUGUCACUGCAGGUCGAAGGUGGAACACAAGUUCAAGUGCCACGAUCAUUAAUGCAGGCCUUUCUUCAACAGGAUCCAAAUCAUCCUGGAUUAGAGACAGUGCGUCUAUCUGGGAAUGCUGCCGAUGAUCCAUUGCCAUCUCAUUGUCGUGAAAUCGAGAGUGAGUUGUGCCUCGUGUGUCGCCGUUGUGGUAGAGCUUAUCCACAGGAGUCAACAUUAUUGGCUCAUCAACGAUCCUGCUAUCUUGGCAAUCAACAACGACGUGGUGCUUUACGUUUAGUGCAACCGCGUUACGCUUGUAGUUUGUGCGACAGCGGGACAUCGACAAGAACUUAUGGAACAAUCACUGAAUUACGACGUCAUUUGGAGACGGUUCAACAUCGAACGCGUCUUGAGGCUAAUCAUCAUCAUCAUCAUAAUCAUCAACAACAAAUUGGCAAGCAAUCUUUACAACAACAAAAACCAUUGCAAUUGGACAAUAUUCUUAAUAAUGUCGCUAAUAUGCAAUCUGGCGAGGAGGCAAAUCCAUUAAUCGACGAAAUGGAAGAUGUUGUCAACCAGAUUACACUUCUUGCUGCUCGUGCCGCUGCCGAGAGCACAACUGGACAGCAGACCAACGGGAAUCAGGACAAUAACAAUGGUCCAGACUCGAAAAGACAAAAACAUGUUCAGGAGGUUGCCGCUGUUGCUGGAGCGCGUUAAUUUUUUUUUUUUUUUUAGAUUACACGAAAAAAGAAGACUACUUUCAAAAUUUCGUAUACAACAAAAUCAUAUUCGAAAUUCAACGAGAGAGAAGAAGAAGAUCUCGAUAUUGUUCGUAACCGGUGGCUCUCUGACAAAAACAAAAAAAAAAAAAACAAAAACUGUUGAAUCACUGUGAUUCACAUGUGUGUGUGUAUGUGUUGUGUGACGGACCAAUCACACAAAAAAGAGAAAGAAAUCGCCUUUUUUUUCUUAAAAGCGCGAAAGGCCUCGUUAUCAGUGCACCGCCAGUACCGUGCCCGUUGGCUGUUAUUUUUGUAAUCAAUGUUUCGAGCAUGCGCAACAUAAUUGUGCACUCACUAAAGUUCCUCUGAAUUAAUUACAAAAUACAAUGGAAAAAUAAAAAUUAUUAACAAUGACUAAAGUGACAUUGAGAAUGAAAAGAAAAAAAUUUUAGCGAGAUCGAAGGAGAGACGGAUGUGGUGGUGUAUAAGACAAGAGUUUGGUUCGAGCGACCGGAAGAAACGUCGAGGCAGUCUGACAAAACGUUCCUAUGUAAAGUAAUAAUAAAAAAGUAAAAAGUAACUAAAAAAAAAAAAAAGUUACGGCAUCGUAGGGUAGAAGAACGGCGCGCUAAAGGUCGCCGAGGCCACGAGUACGUACGUAUCUCUCUCUCUCUCUCUCUCUCUCUUUAUCUAUUUCUCUUAUUAUUUCUACUCUAUUUAUAUUUGAAUCGUUUCUUUUGUCCCUUAUCCCCCCCCCCCUCUAGAAAUAAGUGUGAGAAUUGAUGUGUCUGUGUAAGAGAAUAUGUAUGAAUAACUGCGUGAUUCGGUGCGAGAGUAGGGAAUUUGCUAAAGAGUCCGUUCAGACUUUGCUUUUCAAUUCAUUAUAUCCCGAUGAAAGAAUCUUUUUGAUUCUUUAUAUACAUAUAUAUAUAUAAAUAUAUAAAUAUAGAAAUUGAUUUUUUGAUCAGUUUGGACAGGGUGGGAGAUUCUCUCAGCUGGGAGGGGCUCUCCUGCCCGUGGAGGUUCGCGAUUUUCGAAAUCGUGGCUCGUCCAAAGUAAAUUAAAAUAAAAGGGCCAUCCGAGCAUGGCUAAAGGAGUUUAAAAAAAAAAACCCAGCGACAUGGUUCCUAUAUUUAAUAAUAAAAUUACAUUUAAUAAAAGCGAAGAAAUGAUUAAUAAUUAUAGUUAUAAAUAAAAAGAAAAAAAAAAUUAAAAAAAAGUAACUCUAGUAUGGUAGAGGCAAGUAUCGAUAACGUCUAACGAUAAAAGUAAUGUUUACAAAAAAAAAAAAGGAUCGUGGCAAUGUUCAUUUUUUUUCUCUACUCGAGUGAGAGUAUAAUCGAAGGGGGGGGGGGGGGGAAUGAAUAGGGAAUGUGUGUGUAUGAACGGAGGUGAGGGAUGAACGUAUGUAAAAUCGUGGUCGAAAAGUAGCGACUAAAUAUACUUGUGAGAAAAAAAAAAAAAAAUAAAACUAAAACCAAAAAAGCGCUAAAGUUUAUGAGAACUUGAAACGACAAAAAUCACUAUUAGCUCAUAAGUUACGAUAAUGCUACGUUUAAUUGUGGAAAUAAUAAUGAAAGAAAAAAUGAUGCAUUUGUAGAAUGACGCAUAGGUAUAUAUAUAAUAUACAUAUAUUAUAUAUAUAUAUAUAUAUAAAAUAUAAAUAAUAAAUGAAUGAUUUAAUUAAUGAAUUGAUAAAUGAACAAAAAAAAAUAUAUAUAUAUAUUUAAGUAGAUAAAUAUAUAUAUAAAUAUAAAUAUAUGAAGAUGUUGUAACGUACUAGAAUUCUCGCGGGUACUAUCCGGAUGAACGUAUACGCGUACGUACGCGCGUGCGUAAAAAAAAAGAAAAUAACUCGCGAAAAAAAAAAUGAAGCCGGAAGUGCCACCGGAAGCGCGACGACGGAGCCUUCGUUUUUCAAAGAUUCAGUCAAGAAUCGACUCGGUCGUCGCGCGAGCACGAAUCACUAGGGUAAAAAAAAAAAGAUAAUUCGAAAAGCGAAACUGAUAAAAAGAGAUAAGGGCUGAAAAGAUAAUGGGGAUUGGGGUGGGGGAGGACGACGGUGGAACUACUAAAUUUUAAGAACGGGGUGGGGGAGUGAUUUUACUCACUUGAAUCGGGUAUAUAAGUUUAAAAAUAAAUCGGAGACAAAAUGAAAAGAUGUACGAGAUGGAGAAAGGGGGUAAGAAGAAGAAGAAGAGGUGAUUUAACGAAACGAGAAGUAAUAAAUAUUUCUAAGCUAAGCAACUCGAGGUUCCUGUCACAAAAAAAAAAAUGCUUUUCUAUGUAAUGUUGGUGACGACUAUUAUUACUAUUACAUUUGAAUUAUUGAUUAUUAUGAUUAUUAUUAUCAUUGUGAUUAAAUAUUAUGAUAUUGUAUUCGAUACGUGCAUGUGGUCAUGUACUUAUAUUUAUUAUGGAAUCGCGUAAAUUUUUAUGCCUUUAUGCUAAUACGAGAGACACAUUUGACUUGCGCACAGAAAAAAAAGACGAGAUUCGGUUAAAUAUAACGAAUUGAUAUAUGAGUGGGGUUAAAAAAAAACAAAAAAAAAAAAAAACUUGCGAAUUUUAUCGUCCGGUUGCUGUCAUGAAAAUUUUUUUUCGUGUCUAAUAAUGUUCCUGCCGCGAGUUGGUCGAAAAAAUAUUAUUAUUAUUAUUACUAUUAUUACUAAUUGGUGCGAGUAAAAUUGUUUUUUUAUAUAUACGUAUAUUAAUAUAUUAUAUAUAUAUAAUUAUACUGUCGCGAUAUCGUCCUCACCGAUCGGCUAAUCUCUAAUUAUAUACGCUCAUAUCGCGAUUAUUUAAGCUAAUGAAAAAAUUGGCACCGCGUGCCCAAAAAAAUGCACCGGGCGAUAUUAGAGAUAAAUCAAGUUAGCGUGCGCGCGCGCAAAAGUUUUUAAAGACUGCUAAAAUCAAAGCUUACUGCCUAAGGCUAAAGCGAAACGAUAAAGAAAACAAAAAAAAAAUUGUGUUUCAAAAACAACAAAUCUCGUGAAGAGCAAACGAGAUUCAAAGAAUGAGAGACAAAAAAAGAGAUAAAUGGUAAACGAAAAAAAAAAUUAAGAAAGGAAGUUUUUUCACAAAAAUGAAGUAAGUUUUAGAGGGAGGGAAAUAUUGAGAAAUGAGGCAACGACAAUCUCGCACCGCACACGCGCGUUCGUGAGAUCAAGUUCUUUCUUUCUUUCCUUCUUUUUUCUAUUUUUUUUUUUUUUUUUUUUUUUUAUUAAAAAUGGCGCCUAAAAAGCCCUUUAUUGUGAUUGAUAUCGGAUUGUUAUUUUUUCAAAAAAAUAAAAAAAAAAAUGUCGCCAAAAAUUUUCACAUUUUUCUUACUUAAUAAAAAAAAAUACCGCUCUUCUCUUUCGAUUCGACAUUAUCGUUAAAUUUUGAAAAAAUAUUUCAAUAAACCAAAACUAGGUACGCGUUUUAUAAUAAAAUCAGUAAUAUAUUGCAAAAUAAUUGAAAACAAAACCCGAGAUUAUGAAAAAAAAAAUGAAUAAAAUUGCAUUUUUUUUUUAAAUGAAAGACAGCAAAUUGUUGACAGUAAUCGAUACAUACCCUCACUGAAUAGAGGUACACACGAAUUUUAAAUAGAGGAACGAAAGAGGCGAACGGAGAUGAUGUCUAUAUACAUAUAUUAUAAUUAAGUCAUUUUUAAACUGAUUACGUACGUACGCGUGUACGCAGAUAUGGAAGUGAAAAAUUUUUUUUUUUGCGUUUUAAGUUAGAGAAAGGAUAUUGCGUGAUAGAGUAACCGAACCUCGCUACUAGCUGUUCCUAAAUCAACAAUGAAUGAGUGAUAAAGUGUGUGCAGAUAUAAGGAAUGAUUAAGAAACUAUUAUUGCGUUGGAGUUGACUGCCACGCCCGCUAAACCACUCUGCUCGUCGAUAUCAGCAGUCGCCUUUUUUUACCUUACUUUUCGUUCAUUUACCAUUUUUGCUCAUUAGAUGAAUUUUUUCUUAUCUUUCUCUUUUUUUUUAAAAAAAAAGCUCACUACAUUUUCUUCAUUAAUUAUUAAGCAUCAAAAUUAAAUUUUUUUUCACGAGAAAAUAAUAGAUUGUACUAUUUAUAAUAUAAAUUGUACAAUUUACAAUUGAGAUAUAGUAAAAGUUACAAUCUGUAUAGUAAAAUUCACUAUCUGUAGAAUAAGAUUUAAAUUGUAACAUUUACAGUCUAGAUUAUACAAUUUAGGAGCUGCAUUGUAAUACAUACAAUCGGCAAUUAUAACACAAUCUGUAGGAUAAAAUUUACAAUCUGUAUGGUAAAACUUACAAAUUGUUUUGUAAAAUUUACCAUCAGUAUGGCAAAAUUUACUAUCUAUAUUGUAACACAUACAAUCUGUAUGGUAAAACUUACAAUCUAGAUUGUAAUGUUUACAAAAUGUAUGUCAAUAGUUACAAUCUGUAUUGUACGAUUUACAAUCCAUAAACAGUGUAAUCUAUUUUUCUCAUUACAAAAAAUCAAAAAAAAAAUUUUUUUCUCUAUGAACUUCAGUUUUUUUUAAACACCCAAGUAAAGUUCGUCAACAAUGAGAAGAAGACUUUUUAAAAUUUUUCUCUGUCGUGUUUGAGAAAGCAAAAUAAAAAAAAAAUUUAUCUGAUGAGCAAUGGUAAUCGUAUUCUCAACUAUCAAGAGCGUCAUACGAGGUUGUCAUUCCAUCUAACUUCUUACUGAGACGAAGAUCGAAAAUGCAUUUUUCAUGAGAAUGCAUUUUUUACAGGGUCAAAUAUGCGAUAGAGAAGAAGCAAUUUGUGCGGUAGAAUGAUAUAUAAAUAAAAUCUGAUUUUACCAGGUCGCGCACAAUCAGUAGGAUGGCAAAUCUAAUGUGACAACAUUUGUGUAUGAACAUUGUAAUUCUUAAAAGUUACGCAAGUAAAAAAAAAAUAAAAACUAUCAUACGCAAACAAUAAACAUUUUGAAUAACAAAUCUUGUUUAUUUGCCAAAAAAAAAAAAAUACUGAAAUCAUUUCCUGAUGAAUAAAAGUUUAUUUCCCAGUAAACUAUAAGUAACGUAAAACAUUUCGUUGCGUCUGACUGCAAAUGACCUUCUCCACUUGAACAUUAUUAUCUCUAUUUCAAAAAUAUUCAUUAUAUUAUUAAUUUUUUUACUUGUCAAUUAAACUCUCUUGCAAUGUGAAAAAUUUGUCUCUCCACAAAAGAAUUUUCCACUCAGAUAUUAAUUUAUUUAAAAAUCUAUAUUCAAAAUUAAAAAUUAAAAUCGACAUUUCAAUUUCAAGAACACAAAUUAUAAUAUAAAUUGUAAAAAGUUAUUUUUGUAAACAUAUUAUUCUUUAUUUAUGACAUUGUUAUGAAGACACUUGGAAAGUACAAAAAUACCAAGAAAUCGAAAAAGUUGACUAUAUAUAUUGGUUAGCUGACAAUCUGCUCUCAUUCGCAGUGUGUCCGAGUUCUAAUUUCUCAUUAGAGAGCAUUUUCCACAACGCCAUUAAUAGAAAAUCACGAUUGGCAUGACAAACUCGUAUGAUCGUUUUAAAAAAAGAAAGCAGCCCGUAAUAAAUCUCGUCAUUAAACGAAGCGUCACUAUAUAAAGCGAAAGCAGAAUCUCAACGAGCAGAGUUAAAACGCGGGUCUCGAGCGCCAUUUUUAUUAAGUGAAAUAAGUAAGCGAAAGGGUGUAAUGUCGGAAAAGUUUUCGUUGAGUUUUAAUGUGUUACGUAAUUAUUAUUGAUCCUAUUGAUUAAUUAUUUAUUACCAUUGCGGCGAAUUAUUAUCGAAAAAAAAAAUCGAUAGGAAUCUUUAUUAUAAAUUAUUAUUAUUACGAUUAUUAUCAUUAUUGCGAUUAUUAUUAUUAUUAUUAUUAACAUUAUUAUUAUUAUUAUUAUUAUCAUCUUUAUUAUUAUUAUUAUUAUCAUUAUUAUUAUUAUUAUCACCAUUAUUGUGAUUAUAAUAAUUAUUACUAUUAUAUUUAUUGCAUUGAUGAUUAUUAUAUCGAUUAAAUUGUGAAUUUGACCGAUUACACGAUAAAAGAUACUAAAUGAUAAUGAUAGUGAUUAAUUCUUGUGAGAGAUUGCCAUGUGUAUAUCUAUGUGUACUCACUAUGGGGUCCCAUGUGGUCGCCCGAAACGCCGACCCAUUACCUAAACAAAAUCGUCAUUUAGGUCCAGCGUUACAAUUCCGCGCUCGAAUCAGAAUGCGUUCUCGCGGGUCUUUUUGCUCUCGCAAAAACAGCUUUUUUUUCAUUCUUCGAGACGCCAAAAGACUUGCGAUAAAAAUGUGCAAUCAUUACCAUACAUAGAUAUUUCUAUAAUGUUUGUAUACAAAAAUUUAUGUAUGGUUUAAAAACAAUUUAUGCAUUAACGUAAAGACUCGUUCGUCUUUAAGUUAAUGCAAAACAUUUUAUAUACAAUGCAAAGAAAAAAAAAAUACUAUAUAUAAAUAAGUGAAAAAAAAAAAAAAUGAAAAACGCAUCGAUCCGAGCGCCGUCCCGUCUGGUCUAUACAAGUAUUAAAUAUGAAAAUUUUCUACUUGUAGAGAAAUCAGUAUUUGUGUGUGAUGAACGCAUGAUCCGUAAAUGAUGAUUUCAACUAGGUUAAAGGGCCGGUGGAAUCAUGUUCCUACUAGGUUUCAUAUCUAUGCAAGUAAUUAAAUAUACUACUAAUUAUAAAGAUAACGAUGAAGGAUACGAGGAUAUUAUAUAUUAUUGGAUAUAUAUAUAAAUAUAAAUAUAUAUAUACAUAAUGAUAUGACUAGCUGUAGUCUAACACCGCGACAUACUGUUUUUUCCCAUCCCAUUUUUGGAUACACGCGAAACACAAAAUACACUUGUAUACAUUCACAAUUGACACAACACUAACACACACGCGUGCGUGAAAAAUUGUUUACGACCUGUUUUACGAGCUGGACAAUAUAAAAAGAGAACACACAAAAAAUAUUACAAGAAAACAAAUCAAACCAAAAUCAUCAAAAAAAAAAAAAUUUAAACUUGUUAGCGCGAAAGUAAAGCAGAUGAAUAAGUAACAAAAAGGAAACAAAGAAAAAUUUACGAUGGCUCGUAUUAUUCGCAAAAACACACAGGUUAAUCUCCCAAUAUAUUCCUUCAUAGUAUCAUUAAGAGUGAUACUUGAGUCAACCAAAAACCUUACGAACAACCUGUUCUCAAAUCCAUGCAGAAACGAAUCAACUUUGCGUAAUGACAUUAUUAAAUAGGAAUUUCAUAAAAUGCAAUGACUUUAUUAAUAAUAGAGAUUUAAAUUGCGAAAGCAAUUUAUGAAACAAUUUGUAAAUGAUUGCAAGGACAUGAUCCAUCAUUAAAACGAUAAAAUUUAAAAUAUUUUUAACUUGGUUUCAAACAAUUGUCAAGGUCUUCUAUAUGAUACACUGAUGAUUUACAAAAAGUUUUUCAUUUUCACCCCCUCAUGCCAAUUAUCCCAAUUCCUCCCCAUCCCUCACCCUUCUAAAUCUCACAUUCGUUGUAAUGAAUGCAAAAAAAAAAAAGAUUGCGAAACACGCCAGGUACUCGUUGUUUUUCUAACGCCACUUUCGUACUUUAAGAUGAAUCACUCCAAUCGUGCCAUCGACAUCUUUGUACUUGUAAAAACACAUUUUUAGAUUUUUAAUUCAAUUGUAAAAUACGAGUCCUUAUUUCCUAUAAUUAUUGUCAAUAGGAAUAUUUUUUUUUUAUUUAUUAUUAUUCAUAUUUGUGAAACAUCUGCGCCUGUGAUUCAAAAAAUUUUUUAAAAAAACCUCAAUUACGGAAAUUAAAAUUUCUUGGGAAUAAUUAUACCCAAUAAAAAAAACAAUUCGAAUGAAAAUCACAUAUCAUAUUCUGCAAUUAUAUAAUAAUCGGAAAAAUUCAUUCCAGGCGCGGAUGAUGCUUUUUUUAAGUGAGAAAUAUUGUACAAUCCCUAACUUAAGUUAGCGACACGCUUGUGUGUUUCUGAUCAAAUGUGAGUGCCAGAAUGACAAGAAAGUAGUAAUAAAGAAUGCGAACAGAAUGUAUAAGGCAAAAGUUAAAUUCAUAAUCAUGACAUGAAAAAAAAAAUUCAAUCUUAUUUAAAAAAAUCAAUGAAAAUUAAUUAAAAAAAUAACUAUUCGUCUAAAAGUACAAAAAAAUGUUAUCUACUUUUGCGACGAAUAGAUAUUAUCAUCCAUCAAUGUUUGCAUUUCGAUUAACACAAAUUUGAUUUUAUUUCCGGUACACAUAUGGUGAGUGUCUCAUUUCCGUAUUUUGAAUAUUAAGCCCUUUUCGUCGAAAUUUGCAUAGAAAUGACCGAUCGCACAACAAAUGUCGCGUGACAAUUUAAACAUUGAAAUGCAAAUGGACCACUGAACAAGAUUCGUUUGCCUGCUCAAAUUUGAUGUACCAUCGCGAUAUAUCGUUCGAAUCUUGAUGGGUAUAUAUAUAUCGAUUGAAAUUGCAUUUAUAUAUUUUUUUCAAAUAAAAAGAGAUAUGAAUCUAUCACAAGUCAUGAUUGUGAAUUUAAUAAAUUAAGUAAUGACUAAUGAAUUGUAAGAGCAAUACGAAAAAAAAAAGAGAAAAAAAACCAAUCAACACUUAUGAACAAAUUCUAUUCUUUACAACCCGAGAGAAAGCCUUUAACAACACAAUUCCCUGUACACUGCAUCGCAAGCUCGUCUGGUUUUCUGAAAAACUCAACAAAAACUAAACUGUACUAAACCUCGACGUAUUCUAUUAAACGCUAGUUUAUCAGAAAAUUUAA
Molecule: messenger RNA, 19332 nt
Organism: Leptopilina boulardi
Lineage: Eukaryota; Metazoa; Arthropoda; Insecta; Hymenoptera; Figitidae
Gene: zfh2
Product: zinc finger homeobox protein 3
Exons: 6
Coding region: 903-10649 (3248 amino acids)
Biological process (GO): regulation of transcription by RNA polymerase II
Cellular component (GO): nucleus
Molecular function (GO): DNA-binding transcription factor activity, RNA polymerase II-specific; RNA polymerase II cis-regulatory region sequence-specific DNA binding; zinc ion binding
Source: RefSeq, a predicted model, not a curated record